UCUACCCACCCCCUUGCGGUGUCCAUGGGUCCACCCUCCCCCGUGGUCGUGCUCCAGGUCCUGACGUGGGACAUUGGGAAGAUUAAUCCCCAGAAGCUGCCGACCAUCAAGGGCUCCCUGACACUGCAGUCCGGAGCACCGAAGCCGAGGAGGAAUCCCGUCAUCAACGUCCACUUCAAGAUCCAGCAGUUCGCCAUUUCAGGGUUGAAAGUGAACCGUCUGGACCUCUAUGGGGAGAAGUACAAGCCAUUCAAAGGGGUGAAAUAUCUCACCAAGGCUGGGCGCUUCCAAGUCCGCACCUAGACACACAGAGAGACACGGGCAGACACACACACUCCAUGGGACGUAGAUACGCACAGGAACACAGGGACGCAAAGACGUGGACAGGGAUACGGGAGAUGGAACACACACGGGGGACCUAAAGGUGGACACGGAAACAUACGGAGAGACGCAGUAAGACACGGGGACAGAGAGGCUCAUGGUAACAUGGCGAAACAGGGAGACCGCUCAGAGGAAUACGAGUGCAGAGAUACACGGGGAUGAACGGAGACUUGGGAAGACAUGGGGAUACAGAGACUCACUUGGAGACACACAGACACAUGGAUACACACGGGGAACAAUGUAUACACAGGGGGACACUGAAAAACAUUGGAACAUGAGACACACGGAGACACACUAGGUCACACGGAGACACCAUACGGGGUCACGUGGUGACACACUGGGUCACGUGCACUGGGUCACAUGGAUACACACUGGGUCACGUGGAGACACAUUGGGGUCAAGUUGAGACAUGGGGUCACAGAGAAACACGUGGAGACAC
Molecule: messenger RNA, 820 nt
Organism: Lethenteron reissneri (Far Eastern brook lamprey)
Lineage: Eukaryota; Metazoa; Chordata; Hyperoartia; Petromyzontiformes; Petromyzontidae
Product: AP-3 complex subunit mu-1-like
Source: RefSeq, a predicted model, not a curated record